CCAUCUUUAUAAUCACUCUCCUGCUACCUGCUAGCCGUCGAACGUCUGAUUACUCCUGCUACUCUUAGGUGGAGCGCUGCAGAGGCCACCGAAAAAUCCGCGAGGGCAAACGGUGCAGAGAAUCUGGGCCUCACGUGGGAAGAGAGAGAGAGAGAGAGAGAGAGAGAGAGAGAGAGAGAGAGAGAGAGAGAGAGAGAGAGAGAGAGAAGGGGGAAGGUGGUGGGCAAAGUAGGAGCAAGGGGGGGAGAGGAAAGAAGAGAAGAGGGCGAGUUUUGCUUAUUAGCCUGACACGUGCAACGGGUGUGCGCGAAGUUGAGUAAAAGGUGAAAAAAGAGGGCAAGAAAGAGGGAGCUUGGGAGAGAGGGAGGACUGAAAGUCCUACAGAGAGGGUGGGAGAAAAGGACACGUGGCAAAGAAAAAGACCAAGUGUCGGCACGACGGAGAGAGAGGGAAAGAGAGAGAGGAAGGUUGGGAGAGUGGGAGAGGGAAAUUUCGGAGUGACAUUGCUUACAGAGUUGGUAAAUGAGAAGGACACGUGGCGAAGGAAAAGACUAAGUGUCUGCACCACGGAGGGAGAGGGGGAGGGACAGGGAGAGGGAGAUUUGGGAGAGAGGGAGAUUCGGGAGUGAAAGUGGAAGGACACGUGGUGAAGGAAAAGACUAAGUUAAGUUGUGUCAUCAGGGGGAGGUUGGGCAGUGCGCAAUUGAGGGUUGGGGCUCUUUGAGUGUGUGUGGGUGGAGGUAGAGAGUAAGAGGUAAGAGUUGUGUGGUGGGGGAGAGGGGUGGGUGGUUACGUUGAGGGCUCUCUCUGUUUCUAUAGUGCUGCAAGGAGGAGAAAGGACUCUCGCUUGGCAAGAAGCUGGCGCCAUUUUGGGAAAUGGCACGAAGGAUAAUGGAUAAGGUAACGAUGUCUGGGGCUGCCUCCACUGCUGACGUGGGAUCGUCAUCGUAUCCGUUGCUGUCUGGAACGCAUCGGGGUCUGGCGGCGAUGCUCACAAAUCAACCUCUGAUUUCGGCCUUCCUGGCAUUUUUCAUCGCGCAGGCACUCAAGGUUCUAACCACGUGGUUUUGUGUGGAUUUUCCUCCUUUGAGUCUACUCUGCAAUUGCAUGCGUGAAUGGGAACGUGUGAAUCCAUUGUGGAUUGGAGCUCAAUCGGGUACGUCACAGGAGACACAAUCGUCGGAGGAGUGGUGGGAGCAGUGGGGACAUGUUACUGUGGAAUGGCGGCAGUGGGUGACCAGGGAGCGCGGCGAGGGUUGGGUGGUUAACCAAGGUGCAGUUGGUAAGGCAGGGAGAAAGGAUGACAAGGCAGUUUCUCAGGGCAGCAAAGCGGAGGCGGGUGGUGACUGCGGUUUGACAGCUGACAAUGCAGCCGCGGGUGGAGGCCGGCCCGGAGCUUCUCAGGUUAUGUAUGAUGCAUCGGGAGUGCGGUUGCAAGCUGGGAGGCAAGCAGAGGUGCUCAAUCAGAUUGUUUAUGAAUUACCUCCAGAGCAUCCGCUGGCGGAUGCUCGGCCUUUGAGAGAGCCUUUGGGUCACACUCCUCCUCAGGUGGCAGCUGGCGCUGUGGUGGGCUGUGUAUUGGCGUAUCUUUUGUACCUGAUAGGUGGUGGUGGUCCAGCGCACCCGUCUUGAUGGAUUUGCUCGCUUGCGCGAGGGCUAACGCUCGUUCUGGACUUAUUUGGCGGCUGAACUGAAGAGAUGGCUGGCUAGCCUACCCCUGGAAGAGUGUGCAACGCUGUUUCUAAAGGCAACGACUGCGGAUUCUUCUCACUCUGAUAUUCACCUUGCAACUGGCAAGUAUUCUCCAUGGCUCUAAAAACUGGUUGGCAUUCUUUGGAUGACGUGGGCCGUUAUUUAUCCAUUGAAGAGUGAGAUUUGCAAGAUGUCGACCGAGCAUGGUAUGUAGGGCUAAGGGUUGCUGAUUGGUGACAUUCUUCGGGACCCUGCCCCCUGCUUCUUGAUUCUGCCUGGUUCUUCUUCAUCUUGCUCCCCUUUGUUAAUAUUUAUCUCUCUGCCCCUAGUACAGAUUUUCAUUUGCUUGCAACGAGUUGUCGCUCUUCUCGUAAUACGGCCCUCCUCUCCUAGGGGCACAGCUGUUUCAGCACGUGUCAUGCCCGUCUUCAUUGUUUCUUGCUUUGUCUUUGAACCGCAUGCUUUGUUCGCUGUUCGCCCUGUUUUUAUGCACUCGGAAAUCCCGUGCUCACUUCUUGCUCCCCCCUGUCCCCCCUCUAUCCCCUCACUUGCCCAUCACUUAGCUCUUCAUGCUUGCCAUUAUCCUGAGGACUUGUUGUCAAGUUGUCAUUUCAACUCAUUUGUCAUUGGCAAAUUGCCCAUUGACAGUCACGAUUUUGCGAGCCACAAUUCUUCUGCAUCGUUAUCUGAGCUGCUAUCCAUUUGCCUCGCAUGCUUGUCCGAAGUGCAGCCCCCACGUCAUUUAGCCAUGCGGCGAACAUUGCGAAGAGCUUUUCCCAGAGUUGAAUAUGUCAAUGCCUGACCCACUGCAAGGGUCAGCUGAUCACCUUGCCCAGCAAAGGCGUUUCAUGUUUCCUCUCGUAUGGGCACCCCGUCAUCUUCAUGCUCACGUCUGCACUUCAUUGGCAAGAAUUGAUCGAAACGCUAGCUUGGGCACAUGAACGUACUCGUUUAGCAAAUUUAAUUCAUCAACCACGCCUUCGUCUCUCUGCUCACCCCUUCCAGAAUGUAAUACGUUAAGUAAGAAAUUCUCUCCACACAGGGUGGCAUGCCUUGGCGCCAAGGUGGCAGCUAUAAGAGGAGCAUGGUCAGAAUUCACUGAAAGUUAGUUAUAACUUAUCAGCUACUUACCCCUCCACGAGGCAUGGCGGAAGGGCACCUCAUGUUUUCCUAGAGGAUGCAGAAUGAAUUGGUACUCCUUGAGUAGAAAAGAUUUGUGAAGCGGCCCGCCCAGUUCAAUGCUUGCAUUUUCAGUGUGCCGCUGAUCUCUAUAUGCCUGCUGCUCCUGUGGUUCCGAAACCUCGUUUUUUUUAUAAGAAAGACCUCUCAAUCUGUCUGGUCAGUUUCCGAAACCUGACGCAGAUCAUCUAUCAAAUUUUAUUAUUGUUUUGGUUGUUCUUGAAGGCAGUUAACUGAGUUAAGUUGAUUGUGCCCUUGGUCAGGGUGAGGGAAGUUAAUUAGCAUCCUGCGUUUGAUUAAUGUCGAGGCGUAUGUGCCCCCCCUGUCAAUUCAUGAUUAUCUCGAUUUCGAAUUUCCGACCUGAGUUCGGAAUUUCCGACCCGAGUUCGGUUGGUCCAUGGGUAUUUGGUCUCAAAUUC
Molecule: messenger RNA, 3290 nt
Organism: Chara braunii
Lineage: Eukaryota; Viridiplantae; Streptophyta; Charophyceae; Charales; Characeae
Source: the annotation of a GenBank genome assembly